Molecule: messenger RNA, 504 nt
Organism: Aspergillus mulundensis
Lineage: Eukaryota; Fungi; Ascomycota; Eurotiomycetes; Eurotiales; Aspergillaceae
Exons: 1
Coding region: 1-504 (167 amino acids)
Source: RefSeq, a predicted model, not a curated record
AUGCCAGCUUUCUCUGAAGAUCUCUGCUUCCCUGGGUUUCAGAGCAAAGACCCCAAAUCCAGCGACAUCAGUGAACUUUCUCUAGAUCCAAAUAUGUGCUCGUCUACUUACCCCAACUUCCCCAUGUCAGGCAUCUUCACGAUCGGGUGCUUCCGAUGCUGGAGCCUUGAAUGUGGCAGCAAUACCGAUAGUUGGAUUCUGCCAACUGCGACCUUUGACACUAUCCAUAGAUCCCAGUACGAUCAGAUGAAGGAGGACCUCAUUACGGGAACCCCGAAGACGGCGAAACCUAUGGUCGUAUCCCCAAACCGCAGUUUGAAUCUUGAGCACGCCAAGGUAGGAAAGAUCAUGCCGAUUGCUUUGGGGAACGUGACAGAAGAUAUGAGAUCCGUCUCGCUACAUUUGGUUACUCUCAGACAUCAUGGUCUUACCUGCGACUGUACCCAACUAGCACUACCCAACAUUGCCAACAACGCGGACCAAACCUCUAAGACGGCCCACUGA